AGAUGCUUUGAGCAAGAACAGUGCCUUCUUACUAACAUGGAACAAUUUGGAGGACUGAGAGGCACUGAUAGAGCUGAGGUGAGCUCAGGCUAUAUAGAAAGUUAUUGGGGAAGAGGAAGGGAAAAGUAGCCCAAUUAUGAAAGCAGGGGAUAUCUGCAGAACUUUAAAAACCUAAGAACCUGACCUAAGCUUAUUAGCUUGCUGCUGACAUGAGAAAAACCACAUCAAUUUUCUUCAUAUUCAUGGCUUGUAUUGCAGAGUUGGCCUAGACCACGGAUGUCAAACUUGCCGCAUCACGUUAUGUGUCGCGAUGUAUCGCGAGUUUUUUUUGCAUUGCCGGAGCUGGAGUGGGCACUGCCCACAGGCCAGCAGUUUGACACCCCUGGACUAGACCAGACUAGACUUUUAUGACUCGUGGACUUCAACUCCCAGAAUUCCUGAGCCAGCCAUGCUGGCCUAGACAGUACAUAUAAGAAUCAGUUGGCCAAAUUUCCUUCAUAAUAAGAAAUAAUGUUGCUAGAGUGAGCAGAUGCAAAAGUGUCUUGACUGCUUUCCAGGUAGAAAGGAGAACUGUUGCUGAUAUAAAGGCCUAGGGCCUAGGCAAUCAAGGAAGGAAUACAACGGUGGCUGCAGUCGGACUUCUGUUUUUAGUGAUCAAAUGGAUGAGAUUAGUAGGGACCGAGCUAAUAGUCCUGGAUAUAAAUUCCAUUGAAUCCAGUAGUUCUGAACUUACGACCACAAUUGAGCCCAAAACUUCUGUUGAUAGCAAAAAGUCCAUAAGGGGCUUCCAGUUACUGACAUCUGUAAUUGUUGUCUUUCCUCUGGUCAAGUGUCAAUUUUUCCAAGCUAAAGGAGGAAAAGCCAUGUCUUCACUUCUCUACAGUCCUCGUAUACAACUGGAUGACAAUCUUGUUCAAAUGCAACAAGGAACAAUGAUGCGCAAGGUGAAAUCCAAGAACUGGAAGAAACAACGCUACUUUCUGUUACAGCAGGACUGCAUGACAGUCUGGUACAAAUCUAAGAUGUCUGGCAAAGCCAAAUCAGCCUUUUCUGUAAGUGAUGUGGAGACAAUCCGUGAAGGACAUCAAUCGGAGGUGCUGCGAAGUCUGGCUGAGGAGUUCCCUGCUGAUUGCUGUUUCACUGUUGUCUUCUAUGGGCGGCGAAGCAAUCUCGAUCUCAUUGCUAGUUCAGCUGAGGAGGCUCAGUGUUGGAUUCAAGGUUUGCGGUGCCUCAUAAAGGCGGUCAUUAACAUGGAUCAAAAAGAGAGGCUUGAUCAAUGGAUCUGUGACUGGUUUUUAAAAGCUGAUAAAGACAAUGAUGGUCGCAUGAACUUCAAAGAGGUGCAGCACUUGCUUAGGAUGAUGAAUGUGGAUAUGAAUGAAGACCGUGCCUUCCAGCUCUUCCAGAUGGCUGACAAAUCAGAAACAGGGUCGCUGGAGGGAGAGGAAUUUGUGCUGUUCUACAAAGCACUAACUCAGCGGGAUGAGGUGCUUGAGAUUUUCAAGGAGUAUUCUGAAGAUGGGAAGAAGCUGACCCUCUUGGAAUUUGUGGACUUCUUGCAACAGGAGCAGAUGGAAAUUGAGGGCACUGAUGAGCUUGCAAUGGAACUGAUUGACAGAUAUGAACCAUCUGAGACUGGCAAAGCUCGCCAUAUACUGAGCCCAGAUGGAUUCCUCAUGUAUCUUUGCUCACCAGACGGCUCCAUCUUCAACCCUGAGCACAGGAAGAUUUUCCAGGAUAUGUCUCAGCCUCUUGGCCAUUAUUUUAUCUCUUCCUCUCACAACACGUAUCUGAUUGAGGACCAGCUGCGAGGACAAAGCAGUGUUGAAGGAUACAUCAGGGCUCUCAAACGGGGCUGCCGCUGCUUAGAGGUUGAUUGUUGGGAUGGACCGAAUGGAGAACCAAUUGUCUAUCAUGGCUAUACAUUCACUUCUAAGAUCCCUUUCCGUGAUGUUGUGACAACUCUUGAGAAAUAUGCCUUCUGGGUUUCUGAUUAUCCCAUCAUUCUAUCUAUUGACAAUCACUGUAGCAUAGAACAACAAGACAUCAUGGCACAACUGCUGAAAGGCAUCCUGGGAGAAUGUCUCCUCAUCAAGACCAUUGAUGACCUUGUUCCUGUGCAAUUGCCUUCACCUGAACAGUUGAAGGGCAAGAUCAUUCUAAAAGGCAAGAAGAUUGGAUAUCUGGAAGAUUCUCUGAAUGAGCAUCCAGACAAGAUGCCUGAACGGGAAGAAGUUAUUGACGAGGAAGGAAACGAGAUAGAAGAAGAGGCCCUGCGCAGUGAAGACAAGAGAAAAGAGAAGAAAGGUAAACAUUCCCUCUCCAAGGAACUUUCGGAUUGUAUUAUCUACUGUAAGAGUGUACCUUUCUACAACUUCCAGCAUUCUUGCAGCCAUUACAAGUCAUAUGAGAUGUCUUCCUUCACUGAAUCCAAAGCUCGCAAGCUCAUCCGAGAAGCUGGGAAUGACUUUGUCCGCCAUAAUACCUGGCAACUGACACGGAUCUUCCCCAGUGGGCUACGGACGGACUCCUCCAAUUUCAACCCCCAGGCGAUGUGGAAUGUGGGGUGCCAAAUGGUGGCCUUGAAUUUUCAAACGGCUGGUACAGAGAUGGACUUGUAUGAUGGGCUUUUUAGUCAAAAUGGCCGCUGUGGUUAUGUGUUGAAGCCAAGUUUCAUGAGGGAUAGAGAGACAGCCUUCAGCCCUGAGAACCAUGAAAGCAGGGGUGAAGGUAACCCCUUGAGCUUAAUGGUUAAGAUCAUUAGUGGGCAGCAGCUUCCCAAGAUUCCCAACAGCAAAGAAGGCUCCAUUGUGGAUCCAUUAGUGCGAGUGGAGAUUCAUGGGACCCCUUCUGACAGUGCCAAGCAGGAAACCAAAUAUGUUGAAAACAAUGGUUUUAAUCCACACUGGGGUGAGUCCUUUCGGUUCUACGUGUGGGUCCCAGAACUGGCCCUUCUACGUUUUGUGGUGGAAGAUUAUGACAAGGCGACUUGGAAUGACUUUGUGGGCCAGUAUACACUACCUCUCACCAGUGUCAAAGCAGGAUAUCGCCACAUCCAUCUUCUUUCGAAGGAUGGCACUGGGAUUCCACCAGCAUCUCUGUUUGUCCACAUUCGGAUAGGAGAGUUGGCAACUGAGAACGACUAAAUCACAUUCCUGCAUACACACUAUGCAACUCUUCCUUCUCUGCCCCCUUUGGUUUGGAGAAUGAGGGUGAACGAAGGAGACAAGAAUUAAGUUUUUUUUAAAAUCACCUCGAACUUCUAUGCAGAAUGGGAUUUGGACAAAAAACAUUGUUUUCCACUACUAUAUAUAUAUAUUUGAAAAGAAAUACCAAUUGUAUUAUUUUGCUUGUUUAUUUUUAUGACUGUAGUUUGUUCAGGUCUCACCUUAUAAUCUACCUCCGUCUUGUAAGAAAUCCAGCCCACCCCGACAGAGCAAAAUUCUUUUAACAAUGUUUUUUGUAAUCAAGGACUUACCAGAAGAGCUUUGUUAAAGUACCAUUCACCAAGCCUUGAGCCAGCAGAACUAUAUGCUGGCAUAAAUUCUGCUGCUUUUAUUGCUGAUUGGUAUUCUGCAACAGUAAUAGACUGAUGAAAGCUUUGUCCUAUUGUGGGCCAAUACUAAGAAAUGAACUGAUGUAUUUUUUUCCCCAGCCUGGUUUCUCUUGGUUCUAGUAGGAAAACAAUCACUAAUCACUCUCCCUUAUACAGGUUAGAACUGGGUGACUGAAGGAAGGUGCUUAAAUGAUGAAUUAGCCACCUGUCAGAUAGGGAGGGAUAUGUGGAAUAAAGCAGGAAGAAGUGUCUGCAAUCUUCCUGUUUUGUACAACUCUUUCUCUUCAAUUGUAACACAACAAGCAAGUUUUUUCUAAAAACAAGACUACUACACUGUAGAAAGAGUAUAAAACCCCUGUCCAAAGAUAAUGGGGCUGAGAGGUAUAGAAAGGAAAGGAGAUGACCUUGACAGAAUCAUUAGCCAGGCAAAAGAAGCUGAAACAUUUUUUUAAGCCUUGGGAAAGAAGAUAAUAUUCAGGAGCAGAUGCCUCCCUAAUCACUAGAUUAUAAGAAAAAGGAGUGGGGGAGAUUCAACACAGUCAGAUUUAUAAGUAAGUAAAUCCCACUAAGUAAAACCAGAGAUCAACUCUAUAGAUAGAUUAGAACUAUAUUUAUUGAGAUUGGCUAAACAGAUAGUCCUUGCUUAUCAACCACUUCUUUGGCGUCUAUGCAAAGUUAUAACAGCACUGAAAAAGAAGACUUACAACUAACUGGUUCCUAGAAAUUGCAGCUUUUGCAGUUUCUCCAUGGUCACUUGAUUGUGAUUCAGCCUUUGGCAACCAGCGAGCAUUUACAAUGGUCACAGCAUCCUAUGGUCAUGUGACUACCAUUUGCCCCCUUCACAACCAGCUGCCAACAAAGUCAGUGGCAAAGCUGGCAAGAAGUCACAGUCACACAUUACACUUAAUGAUCCACAGUGAUUCUCUUAGCAACCAUAACCAGCAAUUUGUGUUGCACCCUGGAUAUAUGUAUUACUGAUUAAAGUAGGUUAAUUGAACUUAACCCUGGCCAAGCCUCUUUUGAGGCAGCAGACAGCCUGCUAAAGCUGUUGACCCUGAAACAAGGGACUUUUGUUUUAUCCUAGCUUUUGAUCUGGUACUCUUGUCUGUUUCCUUCCCUCCCUCCCUCCCUCCCUCCCUCCCUCUCUCUCCCCCCAUAUGUAUGAUUAGGGGUUUGUCAAGAUCCCAUUAGAUCCCUUCCAAUUCAUGAAAGCUAAACUUUUUUGAGUUAGGAUGCCCAUGGUAAAAUCUUUUAAGUUGUGUGUGAACCUGACAUGUGUAACACUGUGAUUUGUAUUUUCCACUUGGAAGCAGUAUGGAUGCCAUCAAUACUAUAAGCAUAUGAAUUUGGGUGAUUUCUUUUAGGCAAGAAAUAACAAGAACAUACUCCACUGAUGUUCUUUUUUGAAGAACCUUCAUCAAGAGGUUGGAGGACCAAAAUAAUAGAGUUGGAAGGAGCCUUGGAGGUCUUCUAGUUCAACCCCCUGCUCAAGCAGGAAACCCUAUACCAUUUCUGAUCAAUUUCUUUUCUGAAAUCAGUGGAGCAGACUUUCUCUCUAGCAUUUGUUACCAGGAAACCUUUGACGGUCAGCUGUAAUCUAAUACUAGUCUUAAAAAAAGAAACCAAUGAGCUAGGAUCAAAUUGAGAAUGCUGAAAUUCUAGCAAAAGAUGGUUAUGGAUACUAUUUUUUUUCUAUGGCUCCUGUAGAACAAAAAAACUUGGGAACAUUACAAAAUGGUUUGAAAUCUGCCUUUCCUGGUACAUUGACGUUGCUCACCGGCCAUCAACUAUUUCAGCUUUUUACAUUAUAUUGAGAGACAGCUUCUCUCAUGUAGGGUGUUUGUUGGAAAUAGAGAUUAGCAGCUGGAAUGCCAAUUCCAGAAUCUAAAGAAACAAAAUGGAUAGCUAAAAUGUAAGAAAGAGGGAAAUUGCAUAUUGUCUGUAGAUUGAGGAGCAUACCAUUAGAAUUUCAUUUGUACCUACUCUAAUCAAAAGGACCAAUGUAGCCCUAAAGAUCUAUUUCAAAGCUAUCUUAUCUGGUUAUAGCUAGCUCGUGUGCUAUGGACACCAUAUCCAUAUUUUGCUCUCUAGCUCACCUAAAUAUCCAAGACGCUUGGCUUUCAACAUGGUUGUGCUUAAUUUAAUAUCUAACACAAUUGCAGUGUGUGCAACACUCCCUGGAAUGCCAUUGCCUCUCAAGUAUGGCUUUUUUUGUAAGGACCUAUAGAAAUUGUUUUAUCCAAAUAAAUGUAUUACUUAAAAGAAUGGUUCAAAUUACUUUUAAAGUACAGGGGUUUUAUUGUUUUUAUUUUUUAAUUUCAAAAUGGAUGUCAUUGCAAUGUUUAUUAGUGUGUUAGAAAAGAAAGCUAGUCUUGAUGGGUAACAGUGAUCGUAACCCCAGUCGCUGAACCUCGCUAACAUUAGUUUCAUUAGGAAUCUAUCAAUGUAACAAGAUGGAUUCCACAGAACCUAAGCUUCCUAUUCCCCACUUCAGAUGCUUUGAUUCCAUGCAAAAUACAGGAAGAAGUUUAAAAAGUUAGAAAACAUUCAUCAGCUUCUCCUUAUGCUUCUGGCAUAUUUCCCCAAAUGUAGCAAUCCUUCAGCGUAAGUGAAGGACCCUUGAAAGUCUAUUUAAUUAUGUUUAGAUUCGUGUUUCAAACUCAAACCAGGAUAGAGGAAGAAUCACAGAAGUUACUUUUAAAAUUAAAAACAAGUUUGGUGCAAGCAAUUUCUGUUAAACUGUCAGAAAAUAGAGACAUUCAGGGUAUCUCUUUUGUAUGAUUCAUUUUUUAAAGUAGAGCAGAAAGUCUCAUAUAGCCUGAUCUUAUGCUUGUUCAAUCAAAGCUGUAACAUUUAGUCCCUGAGCUGUUUGCAUAGGAUUGCAUCUUGUUGCAACAGACCUUCCUACUACCGAUGCAAGGUUAUGUAAUACAUGCAUGGAGGUAUAAACAAAUUAAAGGAAAAGGAGAUAUAAACAACAGGAGCCAUCUGAGCAAGAAAGAACUAUAGACUCCGAUGGUGAAGCUAAAAUUAUUGCUUCUUUCGUUUUGCUACUUUUGUAUGCUUGCUUUUGAUUGUACAAUUUCAGUUUAUUUGGCUGAUGAACUGCAGACAGAAUAAAGAAGAAAAACUGAAGGCUGUAUAUAAAUGGGACAAAGAAACCAUUAAACCUUUUAUGCCCCAAACA
Crotalus tigris (Tiger rattlesnake) is the source of this 6743-nucleotide messenger RNA. RefSeq names its product phospholipase C delta 4 (gene PLCD4). Bases 663 to 3146 code for a protein of 827 amino acids. Lineage: Eukaryota; Metazoa; Chordata; Lepidosauria; Squamata; Viperidae. The transcript has 19 exons. The record is from RefSeq and is a predicted model, not a curated record. Gene Ontology annotation, biological process: intracellular signal transduction; lipid metabolic process. Gene Ontology annotation, molecular function: calcium ion binding; phosphatidylinositol-4,5-bisphosphate phospholipase C activity.